AUGGCCUCCGAUGUAUCUCAUUUCCUCCAUAUCACUCGCAAGAGGUAUCGUAAACAACAUCAAAGACUAAAAGAACUGUAUCAUGAGAAUAGCUUCUUGGUGAAACCCGAUCAAGUAAUAAAAAAUCGCCCAUUGAUUAAAUAUUGGAGAAAAAAGAAGAGUUUAUUCUCAAAAUUUGACGAAAGACCAAUCUUUCUAACUGAUGAAUUGUGGUAUAGUGUUACCCCUGAAAAUAUUGCGAAAUUCGUUGCGAAAUUCGUUAAAGCAUCUCUGCCGAAUGCUACCAAGGUACUUGAUGUCUUCUGUGGUGCUGGAGGCAAUACAAUCCAGUUAGCAUUAGAAUUUGAAAAGGUGUAUGGGGUGGAUUUUUCACUUGAUCACCUUUACUGUACUUAUAAAAAUGCUGAAUCAUACAAUGUAAACGAUCACAUAUGGUUGAAAUACGGAGCUUGGGAAAAAUUAGCCGAGAAAGGUAGAUUUGCUAAAAUUGGCAUCGAUUUUGCCUUUGGAUCUCCUCCUUGGGGUGGUCCACAAUAUUUACAAGAGAAAUCUUAUGAUUUAGAAACGUCUCUAAAACCGAUGGGGAUUACCCAACUAUUACGAUCAAUGAUAUCCGUUACUCCCAAUGUAAUGCUAUUCUUACCGCGAAAUUCCAAUUUAGAACAGAUUAGUCAAGCGACAAUGCAAGUAUUAGGACCUCAAGGGCAUUGCAGAAUUGUCUACGUAAAGGAUAAUGGAUUUGCAAAGGGUAUCUUGUGUAUGUGGGGACCGUCUCUAGUCAAUGCCGGCCAAGAAAAUGAAGAAACUUUCGAAAAUAUUGAUCCACCUCCACCACCACCUUCCAAGGACACUGUUAAUUACAAUCUGGACGGGUAA
This is a messenger RNA of Zygosaccharomyces rouxii, 876 nucleotides long. It is a transcript of the gene TGS1, whose product is annotated as RNA methyltransferase. The transcript has a single exon. The coding region runs from base 1 to 876 and encodes 291 amino acids. Gene Ontology annotation, cellular component: nucleus. Gene Ontology annotation, molecular function: RNA cap trimethylguanosine synthase activity. NCBI's taxonomy places the organism in Eukaryota, Fungi, Ascomycota, Saccharomycetes, Saccharomycetales, Saccharomycetaceae. The record is from RefSeq and is a predicted model, not a curated record. Gene Ontology annotation, biological process: 7-methylguanosine cap hypermethylation; 7-methylguanosine RNA capping.